AUGGCUUCUCUUCUCUCUCCCGCCACCGCCGGUGCAUUUCAUUCGACUCGCAAAUGCUUCACCGCCGGUUUCUCAUCCCAAAGCAAGAGCCUUUUGCUCCUCAGCCGCCGGAGAUGCCGUUUUUCUCCGGAGGACAUUCCUGUGGAGUUUGUGGGGCAAUCUCUCUCUCAUCUCCCUGCUCUCGACGAAUUCCAGAAAUCCGUUGGGAGAUUCUCGGAUACUCAAAAAUGGGAAUUCUUUGUGUCCGCCGGACUUGUCUGGUUCUACCUGACGGCGAGGCCUGGUGUUCUCAUCGGCGCCAUUGACGCCUACCUUCUCGCUCCUCUCCAGCUUGGCCUCGACACUCUGAUUGGGACAAGGAGGUUGAAGACAUCCGAUUUCUUGGUCACUGAGAAACUCGGCGAAGGCUCUUUCGGUGUGGUCUACUCCGGCGUCCUUCUUCCCAAGAAUUCUAGUAUUGAUGAGCCUCCUCGGCUUAGCAAAGCCAGAGCUAAAGCUUUAGACUUUACCGGCGACUUCAAGCAGAGAGUCAUUCUCAAGAAGGUGAAGGUGGAAGUACGAGGGGCGGAGGAAUUCGGCGAGUACGAAGAGUGGUUCAACUACAGGCUCUCAAGGGCGGCUCCUGAGACCUGCGCUGAGUUUCUCGGUAGCUUUGUCGCCGACAAGACCAAUACUAUGUUUAAUAAAGGCGGAAAAUGGCUUGUCUGGAGGUUCGAGGGAGACCGUGAUCUCGCUGAUUACAUGAAAGAUCGGAGCUUUCCUUCCAAUCUGGAGUCCAUCAUGUUUGGGCGUGUUCUUCAAGGAGUUGAAUCUGUGAAACGCCGUGCAUUGAUCAUUAAGCAGAUCAUGCGCCAGAUCAUUACAUCUCUCAGGAAAAUCCAUGAUACUGGCAUUGUUCACAGGGACGUCAAGCCUGCCAACUUGGUGGUUACAAAGAAGGGUCAGAUUAAGCUCAUAGACUUUGGUGCAGCUGCUGAUCUCCGCAUCGGCAAGAAUUACAUUCCGGACCGCACAUUGCUAGAUCCUGACUACUGUCCUCCCGAGCUCUAUGUCCUCCCCGAGGAAACGCCUAGCCCUCCUCCCGAGCCAAUAGCCGCUCUGCUUUCCCCGAUUCUGUGGCAGUUGAACAGUCCGGAUCUUUUUGAUAUGUAUUCUGCUGGGAUAGUGCUUCUCCAAAUGGCGGUUCCGACCUUAAGAUCUAGUGCGAGUUUGAAGAAUUUUAAUUUGGAGAUCAAGUCAGUUGAAUAUGACCUCAAAAGAUGGCGGGACAGGACUCGAACAAGGCCAGACUUGAGCAUACUAGAUCUGGACUCGGGUAGAGGGUGGGACCUUGUCACAAAACUCAUAUCUGAGAGAGGUUCUCUGAGACGCGGACGCCUUUCAGCCGCUGCUGCUCUCAGACACCCUUAUUUUUUGUUGGGUGGUGAUCAAGCGGCCGCUGUUCUUUCAAAGCUCAGUUUCAGCAAGUAA
Arabis nemorensis is the source of this 1470-nucleotide messenger RNA. NCBI's taxonomy places the organism in Eukaryota, Viridiplantae, Streptophyta, Magnoliopsida, Brassicales, Brassicaceae. The record is from the annotation of a GenBank genome assembly.